Messenger RNA from Bacidia gigantensis, 2175 nucleotides. RefSeq lists its product as uncharacterized. The transcript has 2 exons. Lineage: Eukaryota; Fungi; Ascomycota; Lecanoromycetes; Lecanorales; Ramalinaceae. Gene Ontology annotation, biological process: regulation of transcription by RNA polymerase II. Bases 1 to 2175 code for a protein of 724 amino acids. The record is from RefSeq and is a predicted model, not a curated record.
AUGCUCUCAAACCCCAUUAUAACAUUAUUUCAGGAGGAAGAGAAGAUAGUCGCUAAAGCCAGAGGUGUCAGACAGGUAGGCGCUGUCGAAAGAGUUGGCGGCAUCGUUUUCAAGGACAUUUGGUUAGCCUUGACAGAUUUGAAGUGCUGGUUCACUGCUUUCAUGUACUUCUCCUGCAACGUGGGUUUCGCCUCGCUGCCCGUUUUCUUGCCAACAAUCCUGGAAGAUAUGGGAUUCGAAAAGGUUGACGCACAGGGCUUAAGUGCACCGCCGUUUUUUCUGUCUUUCCUCGUCACGAUCUUUUCGACUUGGAUUGCCGACAAAACACAGCAGCGUGGCUACACAAUAGUGUUUCUCACGUGUAUGGGUGGAAUUGGCUACAUAAUUCUAGCAACAGUGAAGACGAUUGGUGUGAGAUACUUUGGCGUCUUCCUUGCUGCCUCAGGAAUCUUCCCAAGCAUUGCAAACAUCUUGCCUUGGGUCACCAAUAACCAGGGAUCAGAUACAAGACGCGGGGCCGGCAUUAUGCUCCUGAACCUAAUAGGACAAUGCGGUCCUCUGCUGGGCACAAACGUUUUCCCCCAGAAGAAGGGCCACGCUACAUCAAAGGCAUGGCUAUCAGCGCGGCAUCGCAGCCCCAUUUCUCUCUACGAUGCCCAGUACUCCAACGGUGAGAAAGUUCCAAUCCCAGAUUCUGUCGUUCAAAAAGUCAUUUCUGCUUUUCAUCGGUUCAAAAGAACAUAUCAAGCUUUUCUCGUCCCGGAGCAGAAUGUUCGGAUAGUGGCGACAGAAGCGACGAGGAACGCCAUCAACGGCAAAGAAUUUUUGAAUCUGAUUGACCGUGAUGUUGGGUGGAGGGUUCAAUUGCUAUCUAAAGAGGAGGAAGGUAGGCUCGGUGCUUUGGGCAUCGCUAGCAGUCUACCUGAACUGCAGGGAUUAGUCAUCGACAUGGGUGGGGGAAGUAUACAAUUAUCACGCGUGUAUGAUACUGGUGUAGAUGGUAUCUAUAUAGGGAGAGAAGGACCUAUCAGUCUCCCUCUUGGUGCGGCAGCCUUGAGUGCUGAGAUAUCUCAGUGCAAGACGGCGAAGGAUCGAGACUCGCAUCGUGAGUCGAUCGUCAAGCAAAUACGCAAAGCUGUUGAGGGACUCGUCAUUGAUGCUACUGCAUCCAUAGAUCUAUACCUAAGCGGUGGAGGUUUCAGGGGCUGGGGUCAUGCACUCAUGGCUUCAGACCCGAUACAAGACUACCCCAUACCUAUUAUCAAUGGCUACUCCAUUGUUGGCUCGCGCCUUCUGCCUGAUGGAGGAAUCUCGAAGACGAUGCUUGACAGCCAUCGUAUCUCGAAGCGUCGAGCCAGCCAACUACCUUCCGUUCAAAUGGCCCUGAAAGCCCUGCAAACAGCUUUGGCUCCUAUCAAGCUCGGUAAUGUCACAUUCUGUCAAGGCGGAAUCAGAGAGGGCCUCUUGUUCAGGGAGCUUUCGAAAGAGAUUCAAGCCCAGCACCCACUGGUAGCAGCUACCAAGUGUUACGGCCCUCCGUCUGCCUCACAGAUCUUCAAAUGCCUCAAGGAGGCAUUACCUCGGGAGGAUAUCAUAGACCAUGGCGUCCUUGAAGCUACAGUGAAUCUCCUCUGUCUGCACGCAUCCUAUCCGAAAGACAUACAGGCCUCCUCUGCGCUACGAUUCGCCAUCACAGGCGCCCUUGCGAAUGCUCACGGGCUGCUACAUCAAGAUCGGGCCCUUCUAUCAUUGGUCCUUUGCGAGCGUUACGGUGGCAAGAUUUCCCGGCUCGACCAAAGCUUUCGUGAGAGUCUUGAAGCCGUCGUAGGUCCUCAAAAAUCAUGGUGGGCAAAAUUCGUGGGAUACGUUGCAAGUACUCUAGCCGAUCUUUACCCAGCGGGCUUGGUACCUGAGGACGAAGAACCCGUGAAGAUCACAAGUGCUCUUAAGGGAGAUCAAGACCAGCAUUGGGAGCAACAAGAAGCAGCCACUAGGGAUGAGGGCACUUUAAGAUUUGUGGUAGAAGUCUCGAUAGCGGGCCCCGACGAUUCAAACUAUGUCGAAGACUUAGCCCAGAGAUUAAGAAAGCUAGGGAAAAGGAAGGCUCAGCCGCACCACACAAGUGGUUGGGCUAUGUGCGUGGAUGUCUCGGUACUCCAACGUGAAGAUCAAUAG